Messenger RNA from Colletotrichum phormii, 1558 nucleotides. RefSeq lists its product as uncharacterized. NCBI's taxonomy places the organism in Eukaryota, Fungi, Ascomycota, Sordariomycetes, Glomerellales, Glomerellaceae. The coding region runs from base 111 to 1253 and encodes 380 amino acids. The record is from RefSeq and is a predicted model, not a curated record. The transcript has a single exon.
GUAAUACAGCAACAUUAUUCAAGGAUAUAUAUUUCCAACGAAAUUCCCCACAUCCUCAACACGCCGAGUCACCACCACCACUGACCAGUACCUAAAACACCAAACGAAAAAUGUCGUCCUCGACGCAACCCCACCCCGCAAUCCCAAACACAGCAUCCUUCAUAACCGAAGCACGCGCAGGCUUCACCGCAGAUCUGGAGUCGACACCCUCCACCGCCAAAGAAAGGCAGGAACUCUUGACAUCGAUCCAGAGUUUUGCGUUCCAUUUCCUCAAGGCCGCCGCUCAGCCCCCUCCCUCCCAUCAAGAAGACAUCAACACGGAGGACGAUGUAUCGAGCGUUGAGCAGCAAGAGAGUGUUUGUUCGGCAAAGACAGAUACGGAUAGAGAUAGAGAUGACCUCGCGCAACAAGGUCUUAACGUCCUCUGGUACAUGUUCACGUCCACGGCGCAGGUAAUCGAUGCAGAUGACGCAUUUCAGGAUCGUCUUGUCGGGUUACUUGCGUGGACGAGGCAGUUUGAUGGGGUGUAUAGAGAACUUCAUGGCAUCGUGGGAAGUGCUGCUGGUGGUGCUGGCGGUUGGGAUUCGUAUGGGUUCGGACAGAGUCUGCGGCUGGCAUGGGAGCAGCUCGUCGCAGACGUUCACUUGCCGAGCGCGACGCAGAAAAGUCGGAACCUCGCUGCGUUUUCUGCAAAGGUGAUGGCUGUUGGGUUGUGUAAGGAGUCUGUGGCUGGGACUGCGUUUUGGGUUUUUGAGAGGGCUUUGGGAGGGGAUGAGAAUGGGGACGGGGAUGGGGGUGAGAUUAUGUUGAGAGGGUUGGUUGCUGCUGUUGGAGUGUGGUUGGAGUAUGCUUCGCAUCAACUCCUUGCCCGUUGCUGUUCUUCUCCAUCCUGCGUCGUUGGUGGUGGUGGGCGCGAUGAGACGUUAACGGACCUGAUCUCGCCGGUUGACGACCCUUCGACAGACCAAGCUACCGCAGAAUCCCGGUAUGGCGAAUUCAGCAUGUCGCACUGGCUGCGCUGGCGACGCCGUCUCCAGGAGCUUAGUCACGAUGCCGAUGCGGACGUGGCGAGGUUGGCGAAGAGGGGGUUCAUGAGUAUGAUUUUCUGUGGGAGGGAUUUGGAGGUUGAGGUGGAGGGCGAGGCGAGGUUUGCGGAGAGGUUGCAGGGGGCCAUGUAUCGGGAGCUUGUGAGGAGUGGGAAGGAGGUUGUGGAGGGGGAGGAGAUUGAGAUUGAGGCGGAUUGGGUUGAUUGAGUUUGUGUGUUGAAGAGAUGGUGUUGGGGAGACAGCUGCAUCUUGCUUGUAUUUGCGAACUAUCAGAUCUUUGAGUGUAGGGUGGUGUCUCUACUUGGUGACGAUGGAUCAUGAUUCCCUCGAAAGAUGAUCUCUACACUUAUCUUGGUCAUUCGAGCCUAUCUUGAUUCUGAUUAAAAUCAACGUCCAUGAUAGGUGGCUAUGAAAAGUUGUGAUUUAAGACACACGUUUGAUCAAGCGAAUCAAGCAGGAACAGGCUUUAAAAUGAGUACCUGAUCAUGUUUCUUCCAGUAUAGUAUUUCGGU